Aspergillus versicolor CBS 583.65 is the source of this 3360-nucleotide messenger RNA. Its product is annotated as peroxidase/cytochrome P450 family protein. The transcript is spliced from 6 exons. Gene Ontology annotation, molecular function: iron ion binding; oxidoreductase activity, acting on paired donors, with incorporation or reduction of molecular oxygen; monooxygenase activity. The record is from RefSeq and is a predicted model, not a curated record. NCBI's taxonomy places the organism in Eukaryota, Fungi, Ascomycota, Eurotiomycetes, Eurotiales, Aspergillaceae. Gene Ontology annotation, biological process: response to oxidative stress. The coding region runs from base 1 to 3360 and encodes 1119 amino acids.
AUGUUGCGAAGAUUCUCUACUACUUUCAAAAAGAAGGGCGACAAGGCCGAGAAGGCCGACCGCGAGCCGAAGGCCAACGGCACUGCCCAAAGCAAUGGCGCCGCACCCGCGGCCAACGGCAACAGCAAGCGCCAGUCCAAGGUGCCGGCUCCGCGCAGGCCAUCAUCGGAUAGCGGCAACAGUGCUGAAAGCGAAGACACUGCCGCUGUCUUCGAGAAGUUUGCGCAGGUGCUCCAUGCUUCGUCCCGUCCGAUCCCCCACCAGGGUGGCGAGGCUGCCUACCUUGAAAAGGAGCACCCCUCUGGCUUUUUCAGUGAUUUGAAGUCUCUCGGGUUGAAGGACUUUUCUUCGUUGAAAGAUGUGAUCAAGACCAAGAUCAAUGGGGAGCUGACGGAUGACAAGACGAUGAUCAUGGAGCGUGUUAUUCAGAUCGUCAGCAGUCUGCCCUCGAACUCGAAGAUGCGAGUGGACCUUACGAACGUGUUCCUUGAUGAGCUCUGGGGCUCCCUGCCUCACCCACCGCUCUCAUACAUGGGUAACGAGUACGCCUACCGAUCUGCUGACGGCUCCAACAACAACCCCACUCUUCCAUGGCUCGGAGCCGCCAACACGGCCUACUCGCGCUCCAUUGAGCCCUUGACCGUCCAGCCGGGAGGCCUUCCCGAUGCCGGUUUGGUUUUCGACACUCUCUUCGCUCGUGAGAAGUUUACGCCUCACCCGAACAAGGUUUCCAGUCUUUUCUUCGACUGGGCUUCUCUGAUUAUUCACGAUAUCUUCCAAACUGACCACAGAGACUACACCAAGAACAAGACCUCUGCCUAUCUUGAUCUGUCCAUUUUGUAUGGUGACGUUCAGGAAGAACAGGACCUUGUCCGUACACACCAGGAUGGAAAGCUGAAGCCAGACUCAUUUUCUGAGCCACGUCUCCAGGCGUUCCCCGCUGCCUGCUGUGUUCUUCUAGUCAUGCUAAACAGAUUCCACAACCAUGUUGUCGAAGAGCUUGCAGCCAUCAAUGAGAAUGGCCGCUUCACCAAGCCUAGCCCAAAUCUUCCCGAGGAACAGGCUAAGAAGGCCUGGGCCAAGUACGAUGAAGACCUCUUCCAAACUGGACGACUUGUCACCUGUGGUCUUUUCAUCAACAUCACCCUGUAUGAUUACCUGCGCACAAUUGUCAACUUGAACCGAGUGAACAGCACCUGGUGCUUGGACCCUCGUGCCCAGAUGGAAGGUGGUGCUACUCCUGCUGGUCUUGGUAACCAAUGCUCUGUUGAGUUCAACCUGGCCUACCGCUGGCACUCUGCCAUCAGUGCCAACGACGAGAAGUGGACCGAACAGGUCUACGAGGAGCUCAUCGGAAAGCCUGGUCAUGAAGUGAGCACUCAGGAGCUUCUCAUGGGACUUGGCAAGUACGGUAUGAGCCUUCCAAAGGAUCCCUCCCAGCGUACCUUCGCGCAUCUUAAGCGUCAGGAGGAUGGUACCUUCAAGGAUGAUGAGCUUGUCCACAUCCUAACCACCGCUAUUGAGGAUGUCGCCGGUUCGUUUGGUGCAGGCAACGUGCCCAAGGUUCUCAAGGCUGUUGAAGUCCUUGGUAUUGAACAGGGCCGUCAGUGGAACGUCGGCUCUCUCAACGAGUUCCGCAAGUUCUUCGGUCUUAAGAACUACGAGACCUUUGAGGAGAUUAACUCCAACCCCAAGGUUGCUGAGUCUCUCCGAAGCUUGUACGGCCACCCCGACUACGUCGAGCUGUACCCCGGUAUUGUCUCUGAGGAGGCCAAGGAGCCCAUGAUUCCCGGUGUCGGUAUCGCUCCUACCUACACCAUCUCCCGUGCGGUUCUAUCCGAUGCUGUGGCGCUCGUGCGUGGUGACAGACACUACACUGUCGACUACAACCCUAGGAACUUGACCAACUGGGGUUACAAUGAGGUCCGCUACGACCUCAACAUUAACCAGGGCUGUGUUUUCUACAAGCUCGCCCAGCGCGCGUUCCCCAACUGGUUCAAGGCUGACUCCAUUUACGCCCAUUACCCCAUGACCAUUCCCAGCGAGAACAAGGUGAUCAUGAAGAACCUUGGCCGCGAGUCUCACUACUCAUGGGACAAGCCCGAGUUCCAGGUUCCUCGCGUGAACCUGACCUCCUACUCCAAUGUUAAGCUCGUCCUCGACCAGCAGAAAGACUUCCGCGUGGUUUGGGGCGACUGCACUCCCAUCCACUCUGGUAAGGGUGGUGAGGACUUCUGGAGUAAGACUCUGAAUGAAGACCAGUGGAAGAAGAGCAUUAAGGAGUUCUACGAGAAGACAACUCUAGAACUGCUCGCAGAGAAGUCGACCAACCUUGCAGGAAGGAAGCAAGUCGACAUUGUCAAGGACGUUGGCAACAUCGUUCCGGCUCGCUUUGCCUCGAAGCUUCUUUCUCUUCCCCUGAAGAGCAAGGAGAACCCUAAGGGUACUUUCACCGACUACGAGAUCUUCAUGUCUCUCGCUGUUAUUUACACUGCCAUCUUCUUUGAUGUCGAUAUCACCAAGUCCUACCCUCUCCGCCAAGCUGCCAACGCCAUUUCUCACCAGCUUGGCCACCAUGUUGAGAGCCAUGUCAAGUCUGUCAGCUCUCCUGGCUUCCUUUCUAAGAUCAUCAACAACUUCAACGAUGACCACAACGCUGUUCAGGAGCUUGGUGACCAGCUCAUAAAGCGCCUGGCAGAGAGCGGCUUGGGUACCUCCGACAUCACCUGGGGCCAGAUCCUACCCACUGCAGUUGAGCUUGUUCAUGGCCAAGCCCAGAUGUUCACUCGUGUGAUCGAGUACUACAUCAACGAUGGCAAACAGCACCUGGCUGAAGUCAGCAACCUUGCUAAGCAGGAUUCCGCGGAAUCUGACAGCAAGCUGACCCGCUACGUCCUCGAGGCCGUCCGCCUGAACGCCGGGUCUGGAGCCUUGCGCAAGGCUGAAGCCGACCUCUACGUUAAGGAGGGUGACCGUGAUGUGAACAUCAAGCCUGGUGACGAGAUCUUCAUUGGCUCGACCCAGGCAAACCGUGACGCCACUGCCUUCCCUGACCCUGAGGAGGUGCGCCUUGACCGACCCGACGAGUCUUACCUCAACUACGGCAUCGGCUCCCAGGUCGGCCUCGGUAAGGAUGCUACUCUUACCGCGGUGACCGCCAUGAUCCGCGCCGUCUUCAGUCUGGACAACGUCCGUCCCGCCCCUGGUCGCCAGGGUGUUCUCAAGAAGGUCGUCCGUCCUUCUGGAUACACAGCUUACAUGCGCGAGGACCACGGUGCAUUCUCUCCUUUCCCUACGACUUUCCGCGUCCACUUCGACGGACAAGUCCCGACCUCCAAGAAGCAGGUUACGUCUUCGUAA